Molecule: messenger RNA, 5929 nt
Organism: Misgurnus anguillicaudatus (oriental weatherfish)
Lineage: Eukaryota; Metazoa; Chordata; Actinopteri; Cypriniformes; Cobitidae
Gene: onecut3a
Product: one cut homeobox 3a
Biological process (GO): regulation of transcription by RNA polymerase II
Cellular component (GO): nucleus
Molecular function (GO): DNA-binding transcription factor activity, RNA polymerase II-specific; RNA polymerase II cis-regulatory region sequence-specific DNA binding
Source: RefSeq, a predicted model, not a curated record
AAGUUUCUCACAUUCUGCUUGAAACAGCGUGUGAGUGUACGGCGCGCGCGCCCGUGCACACAGGCACUCACAUCUUAAUAUAUUGCGCGGUCACGAGGCAGACACUCUCACUCGCAGAGCUUCUACUGUCAGUAGUACGAGGCGCGCAAAGGCGAUAGAUACGAGCGUUUACGGGCACCAGGCGUACGUGCAUGUGCGUGGAGGGAUUGAAGCACAGUUCUGGAUUGACUAACAGUGAAGAUCUUGGGAUCAAUGGCGCGUGGCUUUGAGAUCGUUUAAAAUUUAUUGGAAGGGAGAGUGUGAGAGAGAAAGGGAGAGUGUGACGGGGUGAGUGAGAGAGAGGGGGAAACAGUGUCUUUCAACAAUGGAACUUACAAUGGAAAACAUUGGAAAUCUUCACGGCGUGUCACACUCCCACCAUCACACGGGCGACUUGAUGAACUCUCCACACGCGCGACAGUCGGCGACGCAUCGGAACUUGGUGUCGUCGCACGGGAGAUCGGCUAUGGUCUCCAGCAUGGCCUCGAUACUGGACGGAGCCGGGGAAUAUCGCACGGACCAUUCGCUGUCCGGUCCUCUUCAUCCUGCCAUGUCCAUGUCGUGCGAUUCGAGCAUGAGUCUGAGCAGCACUUACACCACGCUGACGCCGCUGCAGCACCACCUGCCUCCCAUAUCCAACGUCUCCGAUAAAUUUCACCAUCACCCGCACGCUCAUCAUCACCCCGCGCACCAGCGUCUCGCCGCCGGGAACGUCAGCGGCAGCUUCACGCUGAUGCGGGAUGACCGGGGCCUCGCGUCCAUGAGCAAUCUAUACGGCCAUUACUCAAAAGACCUGUCCGGGAUGGGACAGCCUUUAUCACCUCUAUCCAACGGCCUGGGGUCUUUGCACAACUCUCAACAGACUCUGGGUGCCUACGGUCCCGGUGCACACCUCGGGAACGAGAAAAUGAUUUCCACUGGAGGGUUUGAGUCUCACGCUGCGAUGCUCGGCAGGGGUGAGGAGCAUCUGACGCGGGGUUUAGGAGGACACGGGCCGGGCAUCAUGUCCUCCCUCAACGGCAUCCACCACCACGGCCACACGCACUCUCAGGGGAACGGGUCAGUACUGUCAGAGCGUGACAGACAGACAGCAGGAGGCGGGGGACAGGGAGGUGGGUCAGGCCAGGUGGAGGAGAUCAACACCAAAGAGGUUGCUCAGCGAAUAACCGCGGAGUUAAAAAGAUACAGCAUUCCGCAAGCGAUCUUUGCCCAGAGGAUCUUGUGUCGCUCUCAAGGAACUCUGUCUGAUCUCCUGAGGAAUCCAAAACCCUGGAGUAAACUAAAGUCAGGUCGAGAGACGUUCAGGAGGAUGUGGAAAUGGCUACAGGAACCAGAGUUCCAGCGCAUGUCGGCCCUUAGGCUUGCAGCCUGCAAGCGUAAGGAACAGGAGCAGCACAAAGAACGGAAUCUGGUUCCCAAGAAGCAGCGCCUGGUGUUCACGGACCUGCAGCGUCGCACACUCAUCGCUAUCUUCAAGGAGAACAAGCGGCCCUCGAAGGAAAUGCAGAUGACCAUCUCGCAGCAGCUGGGCCUGGAACUUAGCACCGUCAGCAAUUUCUUCAUGAACGCCCGGCGCCGCUGCGUCGACCGCUGGCACGAGGAACAUCAUCACGGACACGGAGCCAGUCCGGGUCAGCCUGGCACCUCCGCAACCACUUUCUCCAAGGCUUAAGUCGAAAACCCCUUUCCCCCUGGGUGCCGGACGAUUUUUGGUCUGCGGUUACCCGUCGCGUGCCAAUCAAUCCCACCGCUGCCGCUAAUGGCAACGUUUUACAUAAAUGCAACUUUUUUUGGGACUGUUAUAAACCAAACCAAAACUCCACAUGGAAAGCACCUAUUAGUCCACAAUACGCAAAGGCAACUAUUCACACAAACCAAAAAACCCAGGCAGUCUGGCUUUAGUCUUUUUGUCCUCUUUACUGUGUAAUCACGUAGUCGACAACAAAUGAGCUUUUUUCGUAGCUCGCAGCACACAAGGCUUGUUACUCAAACAAUGUUGUCAAAGAAAGCCACCACCUGCAUCAUCACUCUCGGCCCACGGUGGCACAAUUCCCUAAUGGCCAGCUGUUUCACGGAGACUCUCAGAUCAUAUGCUAAGCUAAUGAAUUGAGAGACUAAUCGAUACAGAGAGAAAAGCGAAGGAUGUUGACCUCUACUGAAGGUGAAAUGGAACAAGCUCCUUCAACAAGGACUCUCGCGUUCGCCCAGCACGGCUCUCCAUUUGGUUUAUUUUGCACAGAUGUAAAUGGAGGCCUGCCCGGCAGACGGCGUUUUCUGCACUUCGGUUAACGCAUGUUUUCUGAGCAACGAACGGAACACGUGAGCCAGAUUGUCUCAAUCUACAAUCAGCACAUUGCAACCAAAGCAUCCAUAAUGCAACUAGCGUAUCGGUCAACUGCCAUCCAGAUUAUUUUGAACUGGGGGCAAAAUACUGGACCACUUCUAACAAUGGUGCACUGACAUUCUGAUUUUGAAAGAUUGCGACCUGUGACAUUUCAACUACAGAGUAUUUUUCAUUCCGUAUAAUCACAAUAGGCCAAAGGUCAAGAAAGCUUAGGGUACAGCCAAACACAACGAAAGGCACAUUUUAAACACGUACGGAAAUAUUUGUUACAAAAUGGUACACUUACUUCCUAAAUCCUACUGACAAAUCAAACGUUUGGUUUAUCCUGCAACGUGGACAAGGGGAAAACUCAGUCCAAAAUGUUACAUAAAAUCUAGUGCCAAUAAUGUUUGCCUUAAUAUAAAAUAAGAGUUCACACACCUUCAGCCAGAAUCCACCCCCCCCCCCUACCCAAACUGGCAUUAUGUGCCAUAGCAACCAACAAUCAUCUUUUAAAUAAAUCUGAAUCUUUUUUAUACAAAAAAAGAAUAAUCAAUGCUUUAAAAUAUUUAGCAAAUCAAUGGCAAAAAGGUAGAAACAUACGCAACAAGAACAGCUAAACAAGCUCACUAUAAUUUAUAUUGAUCUACUGCAUCUUAGUUUCCCAUUCUUCUCUUUAUCUAUCUUCCACGUGCUAUUUCUUCAUAAUAUUAAAGCGGGUAAUUGGUACAAAAUAUUUCUAUUUCUUAUUAAACUUGUGAUCUGUUGUGCAUAUGUAAGGCACCUUGUCGAUCAUUUGGAAAAUUCAUAAAAAAAAGAGACUUUCUUAAAGAACAGGAAAACUAGGAAAGACUGCAGAUGGACAUGGAACAUCUCUGCAUUGCAUGUGAACUAACACAGGUCAUCACAAAAGGAACUUUCAUGAAAGAUGGAAAGGCUGUGAGGAGACACUGCUCACUCUCUGUUGGAGAGAGAACAAAACCAGAAUUCCACCCAAGAAUCCUCGAAGAAACCCUGCCAAAAUGGGUGUGGAACAAGGGCACAACCUUACCUCCGUAGGGAGAUGUUCAAAAUCAAAGAGGAGUUUUUUUUAGCAAUGCAACAGUAGCAAUUCUGGAAAUGUUGCAGGACUUGCUAAACCGAUACGAGUGGGCAUUGUUAGUACAGCCAGAUUGUGAGCUCUAUGCUCUGAGCAUUGAGUUUCAAGCAUUGAGAGAAGACAUCAGAUUUGUGCUACACAAAUCUAUAUGUACAUUAGCUGAUAAAAAAACGACCUUUUGUUUGUAGUGAGAACCAGUGUGGCUACCUCACUGAGCUGGGUGGUUUGUGUAACGGCCACUGAUACCAAAGAUUCUUUGUCCUGCCAGUCCUGUGCUCUAAAGGGAGAGACGUACACCAAAUACCAUAAACCUGAAAAACCAAAGCUGUUACGGAUGCAAACAUAGAAACUAAUGGAUGUUAAGCGUAGGUUAACACACACACACACACACACACACAUACUCACAGUGCAGUCAGACUGCAAAGCGCUGCACAGAGGGAUGCGGCUGCAAUGCAGAUUGAGUUGAGUGCCUUUAUUUUUCAACAACGGGUGGGACUGCUCUGGAGUUAAAACACACACGCAGAAGCACAUGCAAACAGUUAUACACACAUAUUACAUGCAAAUAUACAGCAUGUAGGCAUAUUUACUUGGAAACAGGGUGAGUACGGGUGGAGUUUACUUUGGUUUGAUAUGAACUGAUUUUAAGCACUUUAUAAUGGUCAAAUUUAAUUAUAGUUGUUCAUUAGCAUUUACUGAUAUUACUACUAAAAUUAUUUGUGCGCAGAGUACUUAAACUAUUUAUUUGUUGAAAAAAAGUAUCAGAUUUUAAGCAUUCAGCUCAUCUUCUCUGUAGUAUUUGUAAAAGAGGUAAAAAUUGCCAAAUGGUAGCGUAGAGUUACUAAUGUUAUAGACAGUUUCAUUGGACGCACACAGCCACAAUUACAUGCCUGGGCAAAGUUAACGUUAACGGUCUCUGUUUAUUGUUUAUCUGUCUGGCUAGUGGCUAAACAGACCUCUGGAAAAGAAACCUUGUCGAAAAUAAAAACGUUUCGGUUUCCUAAAGACCGAGCAUGAAUCAAUGCUGUGCGAAGAGAGGUUUGGCCAGACUAGAAUUCAAGGAUCUGUAGCUAACAUUGUAUACAAUAAUUUUACACAUUAACGUUAGCUCGGUGUAGUAGUUCCUGCGCUUUAGCUAUGAUUUAAACUAAUGCAAUCUACUUAUGCUGCGUUUACAAAAGCCGUGGUAGAGGCGGCAAGCGCGGGUGAUUUACAUGUUAAGUCAAUCCAAAAAUGCAAUUACACGCGGAUUAUUAUCCUGCGGCACAGUAGGCGCGGAUAGCGCAUUCCGCGCAAAUGGAGCGUUGCCGCGGGAAAUGCGCGAGUUGAAAAAUCUGAACUUCGGCGGAUUUCCGCACAGCAUUAACCAAUCAGGACCUUGCUGUAGUAGUGACGUGAUUACAGGAAGCGAGCGGAGUGGCGGAGUCUCAGAAGCCCCUCCCAUGACGCGAAUUUCCGCAUGAAUUUCUCGAAUGACUAGAAUUUCAUGCGAGAAUAAAGCGAGUGAACUCAAAUUUUGAAGUGUCCAACUAUGCGCGAAUUGCACGUUUUUUACCGCCUCUACCGUGGCUGGUGUGAACUCUGCAUUAGGUUUUUUAUUUCGCUUGUUAUCAGAAAUAAUCUUCUCUAGGACCCGAUUCUAUGCGGAAGUCUACAGGAAGUUAAGUUUGGGCCACAAAAGCCAUUUGUUAAUGUUGUUGCCACUAAAACCAUUGCCGCUCUAUACUUACACCCUGAUUCCAACUCUAUACGUCUCACUGCUGUACCCACAUAUAAGGUCUAUCUUCCUGGGCAAGGUCUAAUUUAAUCAAAGUUAUAUCCUAAAUCAACCUCUUGCCUGUUUGAUUGGUCACAUGGGGUUUUAAUUUGGCCGAUGUGGUCACAUUAGGUUGGCCCUAAUUAGCAGGACAUUUUGCUUUAUCUAUAAUUAACAUUCUACAUUGAUUUAGGUAUAGAUCAAUGGUAUAGGAUAUAAGGACCAGGUUUAAGGAUGGUCCAUUUUUCGACAGUUCGGUCAAAGAUAUAAGCAGCUGAAAGUGAUUCAAGGGAAGAGGCCAAUUUGGAUGACACGUUGGACCAUUUCCCUCUAAGUUUCUCCCAAUGGAAGCUACAAGGACUUGGCAGGCAGGUGUUGACAAUUGAUUCUGAAAUACCUCAAAUGUUUUGUGUAAAGUUUAUGUAAUUUAGAUUAAACUAAUGCUAAUUACAAUGAGUACACUAACACUACUAAGACUAAUAAUAGUUAGUUUUUGAACUUGUGACUUGAAGCUUUAUACUGUUAACUUGUGUUUUUGUUGUUGUGGUUUGGUUCACUCAUUUGCCAGUUUGUUUUGUUAUUGUUAUUAUUAUUAUUUUUAUUAUUAUUAUAUAAUAUUAUUUUGAUCUAUGGUGGUACACAAUUCUUUGUAAAAGAAAGACAUUUGAAUGUUUUUAAUGAACAGACGUGGUGUGAAGAUAAAGUCUAAAUAGGA